Messenger RNA from Clonostachys rhizophaga, 1701 nucleotides. NCBI's taxonomy places the organism in Eukaryota, Fungi, Ascomycota, Sordariomycetes, Hypocreales, Bionectriaceae. The record is from the annotation of a GenBank genome assembly.
AUGGAGUCCUCACUCUCGUACCACGAACCAUCUGUCGUUAUUAUUGCCAUUCUAUCUGGCUUCCUCCUGUUGACCAAUGUGGUCAAUUAUGGGUUAGACAAGAUUGCCUACUGUGGUCUCAUUGGUCAAGUUGCCAUUGGCAUGGCUUGGGGCACACCGGGUGGAAAGCUACUUGAUAGCGAUAUAGAGAAUGCAGUGAUGCAAUUGGGCUAUCUCGGUCUAAUCCUUCUGGUUUUUGAAGGUGGGUUGGCAACAUCAUUUAAGACCUUGAAAGCCAAUAUUGUCCUCUCGUCCGGUGUGGCCCUCACUGGAAUUGCUGUCCCGAUGGGAUUUUCGUUUCUACUGCAAUCCAUGGUCGGCGCCUCAUCGCUGCAAGCGUUUGCUGCUGGGGCUGCUCUUUGUUCAACCAGCCUCGGAACAACUUUUACCAUCUUAGGAACCAGCGGUCUUUCAUCUACUCGCUUGGGUGUUGUAUUGACAAGUGCAGCUAUGAUGGAUGAUGUUGUGGGGUUGAUAAUGGUCCAGAUUGUUGGUGGCUUCAGUGCCGUUACUGUUGUCCGACCGAUCAUGGUCUCCAUGGCCUUUGCACUCCUUGUCCCUAUUGUCUGCAGGUUUGUUGUUAUCCCCGUCACGCUCAUGUUAAACCACAUACGGGUUUCGAAUUCAACUUCAAACCUUGCUCUUCUCCUCCAACGGCCACAGACCGCUCUUGUCACACACACCAUGCUGCUUCUGGGGCUAGUAAUCGGAGGAACUUAUUCGGGGACUUCAAGCCUUUUAGCAGCAUAUAUCGCUGGAGCUGCAAUCAGCUGGUGGGAUUCAGAAAUUGGUCACCCCAAUCCAGCACUAGAAACAAACUCCAUUGGUGAUAGCGAAGUCAACUCUGCGACCCAAUCAACAUCAGGCGAGGAUCAAAGUCAACCAGAAAACCCCAUCAGCCAGCCCGUGAGCGAGGGGAACAGCAACACGUCAGGGAUGAGUAUAUACGAGACGUACUACCGCCCUGCUGUCGAACACGUCCUCAAACCAUUUUUCUUUGCCUCUAUCGGAUUUUCUAUACCAAUCACUAAGAUGUUUUCCGGGUCCAUCAUAUGGAGAGGGAUUAUCUACACCAUUCUAAUGAUAGUCGGCAAGCUUCUUUGUGGUGCCUGGCUGGUCCCGUUUGGUAGUCCGCUUCAGUUCAUCACAAGGCUUGCCAGGCGCGUUCCCAUUUUCGACAAGCUUGUCUACAAACCUUCCUCACCAGGGUCCCAGUGUGCGAAUUCGGCCCAGACCACGGAUCAAGUCGCGACUACUCAGUCUGGAGACGGGAAUAACCAGGAUGGAGUGGACUUGAAUCCACUCCCUGACCGAGCAUCACAGCGCACAUCUGCCGAGACCCGGAAUUCAACGCCGAACCCAAAGCAACCAAAGUCUGUAUAUCCUGCAUGUAUUGUUGGACUGGGGAUGGUAGCCCGCGGCGAAAUUGGGUUUUUGGUUGCUGCCCUGGCAGAAAGCAAGGGCAUUUUUGGCCGUCCGUCCGGCUCCAGCCAACCGUCGGAGUUAUUCCUCGUUGUGACGUGGGCUAUUUCGCUUUGCACUGUGAUUGGGCCCAUCUGUGUUGGACUUCUCGUGAAUAGAGUGAAGCGCUUAGAAACGUUGAGCCGCCAAGGCUCGGCCGAGGGACGAGCAAAUGUGCUUGGUGCUUGGGGAGUUAUUUGA